AUGUUCACUAGUCAAAUAAUUGAUAUUCGACCAGGUCAAAUGUUACAUUCAGUUUUAAUUCAGCCUAUGAAAUUAAAUCGAUAUACAAAAUUUGAUAUUAUUCGACCUCCCUAUGGAAAAAGUGGUCCGUGUAGGCACGUGUUUCUACGGAUAGACACGGUCAAGCGUGGAACGGCCAGAUGUCCGG
Molecule: messenger RNA, 187 nt
Organism: Dentiscutata heterogama
Lineage: Eukaryota; Fungi; Glomeromycota; Glomeromycetes; Diversisporales; Gigasporaceae
Source: the annotation of a GenBank genome assembly